GCCAUGGCUCUUCGUGUAGCGGUGAUUGGGGCAGGAUGCUCAGGGCUGGCCUGUAUCAAGUGCUGCCUGGAUGAGGGGCUGGAGCCAGUGUGCUUUGAGAGCAGCAAUGAUAUUGGUGGCCUCUGGAGGUAUAAGGAGAAACCAGAGCCUGGUCGAGCCAGCAUCUACCAUUCAGUCAUCGUCAACAGCUCCAAAGAGAUGAUGGCCUACAGCGACUUCCCUCCCCCAGCAGACUUCCCCAACAACAUGCACCACUCCCAGGUCCUGCAGUACCUGCGCCUCUACGCAGAGCAGUUUGACCUUCUGCAGCACAUCCGCUUCCAGACUAGUGUGUACAGUGUGAAGGAGAGGCCUGACUUCUCUCAUUCAGGCCAGUGGGAGGUGGAGACUGAGAGCAGAGAGGGUGACAGAGAGAGGCACAUUUUUGAUGCUGUGAUGGUCUGCACAGGCCACUACACACAGCCCCACCUCCCAUUGAGGGACUUUCCAGGCAUAGACACCUUUACAGGGCGGUACUUCCACAGCUGGGAAUACCAGUGCACCCGGGGACUAGAGGGGAAGAGGAUUGUGGUUAUUGGGAUUGGGAACUCAGGAGGGGACAUUGCUGUGGAAAGCAGUAGAGUUGCAGAGCAGGUAUACCUCAGCACUCGACGGGGAGCUUGGGUGGUCGGUCGCCUUGGUGACAAUGGACUCCCCGGUGAUGUGAUGAACAGUACCCGUCUGUUUGUGCUACUGCAGCGGUACAUACCAUCUUGGGUCGACCGCAUUGUGGAGCAGAAAUUAAACCACCACUUUGACCACCGCCUGUACGGGCUACGACCAUCACAUGGGUUUUUCAAACAGAUCCCCGUAGUUAAUGAUGACCUACCUGGACGCAUCAUCUCAGGAAGGGUGGUGGUGAAGCCCAACGUGAGGGAGUUUCGUGGCUCCAGUGUGGUGUUUGAAGACGGAACAGUGGUGGAUAAGGUGGAUGUAGUCGUGUUUGCCACAGGCUACAAUUAUGACUUCCCCUUCCUGCCGUCCUCUUUGAAGGCAAGGGCUGGUUAUCGGCUGUCUCUUUACAAACAAGUCUUCCCUCCGAGUCUUGAGAGGCCCACUCUAGCCGUGGUUGGCUUCAUUCAUGCUCUGGGAGCCGUAAUCCCCCUGGCUGAGAUGCAAGCACGAUGGGCGACUAGAGUCUUUGCAGGUUUACAGAAACUGCCACCAGAGAAAAACAUGCUUCUGGAUAUCGAGAGAGAAACAAAGGAAAUGCAUCAAAGGUUUGCCUGCUCAGAGCGUAACCCUCUCCAGGUGGAUUUUAUCGCUUACAUGGAUGACCUGGCACGGCAGUUCGGAGCAUGGCCCAACUUCCUGGGUCUGCUGCUGCGGGACCCUCGCCUAGGUCUAAAUGUGCUGCUGGGCCCCUGCACCCCAUACCAGUACCGACUGUGCGGGCCGGGAAAGUGGGCGGGGGCUCGUCAGGCCAUCCUCACACAGUGGGAGCGGGUCACACGCCCAUUUAAGACAAGAGUCGUGCCUGAGCCUCGCCCUUCCUCCCUGCCUCUGUAUUUUACUGCAUGUAGCGCCACCCUGCUGUUAGCUGUCCUCUACUCGAUGAACAAAAUCCCUGCUGUCCUGCAAAAUCCUGCAGGCCUCUUGAACAGACUGUGGUGUUUGACAGGCACAACGUGGGGAGAAUCAGUCCCUGCCUAACCCUGAGCAGAUGACCAACGGUUGACAUGC
This is a messenger RNA of Megalops cyprinoides (Indo-Pacific tarpon), 1722 nucleotides long. Its product is annotated as flavin-containing monooxygenase 5-like. The coding region runs from base 4 to 1692 and encodes 562 amino acids. The record is from RefSeq and is a predicted model, not a curated record. The transcript has 8 exons. NCBI's taxonomy places the organism in Eukaryota, Metazoa, Chordata, Actinopteri, Elopiformes, Megalopidae. Gene Ontology annotation, molecular function: NADP binding; N,N-dimethylaniline monooxygenase activity; flavin adenine dinucleotide binding.